Molecule: messenger RNA, 1278 nt
Organism: Zophobas morio
Lineage: Eukaryota; Metazoa; Arthropoda; Insecta; Coleoptera; Tenebrionidae
Product: zinc finger protein 142-like
Exons: 3
Coding region: 1-1278 (425 amino acids)
Biological process (GO): regulation of transcription by RNA polymerase II
Molecular function (GO): RNA polymerase II transcription regulatory region sequence-specific DNA binding; DNA-binding transcription factor activity, RNA polymerase II-specific
Source: RefSeq, a predicted model, not a curated record
AUGUCAAGUUUGGUAUACCGUGAAGCAAUCGAAACAGAUCGGAGGUCUUCAUGGAAAAACCUGCACAACUGUAUACGAUGCCCUUAUUUUACAACAUCUCUUUUUCUUAUGACAAACCACGUAAGACGACACAAUUCCUCUAUGGAAAAAUUUACUUGCGACAGCGUCAAAAUUGAAGCGUAUUAUUGCAAAGACUGUGAUUUUAGAACGGAACUAACAGUUUUAUUUAAACAACACAUUGAUAAAUAUCAUGGUCCUAAGAGAGAAUCUAGAGACGAUGUAUCAAGACGUACCGGAAAGAAAGAAAGUAUUCAAAGUGUGACUUGUCCGAAACCGAAUGCCAUAUACAGUUCCAAUUUCAAGCAAACUGACGAAAUAUGUUGGUAUUACUGUGCUGAAUGUACCUACAAAGCUAAAUUCAAACACAAUUUAAUACGUCAUAUAGGAAAUCGGCAUUUGAACAAGCGGUAUGCAUGCGACAAGUGUCCAUUCCAAAGUAGAUUUGCAGCAGCUUUAAAAAGCCACGUAAAUCGAAUCCACUCAGAUAAACAAAAUGUUGAAUGGCACAAGUGCGAAAAAUGUUUAUUCAAGACCAAAACAAAAGGUAGUUUAACUAGGCAUAUCAAGACUUUACAUUUGAACGACGAAGAUAUUAAAUGGUAUAAGUGUACUGAGUGUUCUUUCAAAGCUAAAUAUGAAACGUCUUUAAAGCUACACGUAACUGCAAAACAUCUAGAUGAUGAAAAGGUUAAGUGGUACGAGUGUAAGGAGUGUUCAUACAAAAGUAAAACAAAAUCAAAUUUAAAAAGGCAUGUAGAAAUCCAUUUGGAGAUCAAAUUGUAUCAGUGCGAAUGUUGUCCCUAUAAGACGAAACGUAAUGGUGAUUUAAAGCGCCAUAUAAAUAACCGUCAUUUGGAUGGAAUUGACGCAAAAUGGUAUAAGUGCGAACACUGUUCUUAUGAAAGUAAAAAUGGACCAUCCUUUUAUAAACACAGAAAAAAACACGUGUCGGAUUUGGUUGAGCCGCCACUGCUCCCCGGUACGACGCUUAUGGGUUCCCGAGCUUUCUUUUACGGCGAUAAUGACGCGUCGUGGAUGACGUCACCCAGGCAGCGCUCAAAUAAAGACAAGCCGCGAGCGGAUUACCGGUUACCGGAAGUUUCGAUUGCGGCGUCCAGAAAACGCUCGAAGCGGCGUUCGCUAAAGAAAGGCCUUGAAGCGGGAGUUGCGAUGGAUUCCAGAAAGAUCUCGGUUGGAAACAUCGAGAAGGGAAUAUGA